Molecule: messenger RNA, 2139 nt
Organism: Malus domestica (apple)
Lineage: Eukaryota; Viridiplantae; Streptophyta; Magnoliopsida; Rosales; Rosaceae
Product: pentatricopeptide repeat-containing protein At1g80550, mitochondrial
Biological process (GO): mitochondria-nucleus signaling pathway; chloroplast-nucleus signaling pathway
Cellular component (GO): chloroplast
Molecular function (GO): protein binding
Source: RefSeq, a predicted model, not a curated record
AUUCGGCCCACAUACUCAUCGUCAACCCCAAGUCAGUCUGCAAUUUCUCACUCCGGGUCACUCUUUUCCCUGACGAACAAACGGCUCAAAAUUUCCUAAAACCCUGAUUAUUAUUAUUUUUUUUUUGUAUUUUCCAUUCAAAUCCCUCUACAAAGUUCGGACCUUUGGAGCCGAAAACUACAGAAAUGCUCUCUUCAGCAACCUCUCGACUCCUGAGACCUUUCCUUCUCCUCCGUCUCCGCCAAGCUCAAAUCCUCUUGCAUUCUUCGGUUCCUCACCCUGUUUCCUCCAAACCCUUUUCAACUCACACCCCCACCGACCCGGAACCCCAAUCAAAACCCACUAUAUACGACCACACCGCCGUCCGCGAGACGCUUUCUUCAUACUGCAACGACUGGAAGAAAGCCCUGGACUUCUUCACCUGGCUGGAAACUGACUGCCACUUCCAGCACACCACCGAGACAUACAAUCGGAUGCUCGACAUUCUCGGUAAGUUCUUCGAAUUCGAGCUUUCAUGGAACUUGAUUAACAAAAUGAAGCACAACCCAGAAACUGUUCCGAAUUAUACUACAUUUCGUGUAUUGUUUAAGAGAUAUGUGUCUGCCCACCUUGUGAAUGAAGCUAUAGAUGUUUAUAAUAGAUUGGAAGAGUUUGGUUUGAAGGAUGAGACUUCUUAUUGUAUUCUUAUUGAUGCGCUUUGCGAGUAUAAGCAUGUGAUUGAGGCCCAAGAAUUGUGUUUUUGGAAGAACAAAGAUUUGGGUUUUGAUAAGAGUACUAAGAUACAUAAUUUACUUCUUCGCGGGUGGUUUCGAAUGGGGUGGUGGCGCAAGUGUAGGGACUUUUGGGAGGAGAUGGAUCGGAGAGGUGUGUGUAAAGAUUUGCAUUCGUAUUCAGUAUAUAUGGAUAUAUUGUGCAAGAGUGGAAAGCCGUGGAAGGCUGUGAAGUUGUAUAAGGAGAUGAAGAGCAAAGGGAUCAAACUGGAUGUGGUGGCGUAUAAUACGGUUAUUCGUGCCAUUGGUCUUUCUGACGGUGUUGAUUUUUCAAAGAGGCUGUUGAGGGAGAUGAAGGAACUGGGGUGUGAACCCAAUGUUGGGACGUAUAAUACAGUUGUAAAGCUUUUGUGCGAGAAUGGGAGAUAUAAGGAGGCGUUCUCGAUGCUUUAUCAAAUGCCUAAGUUGGGUUGUGUUCCGGACGUGAUCACUUAUCAUUGCAUUUUUAAGCAUCUAGAGAAGCCAAAUGAGAUUCUUAGACUAUUUGACAGGAUGAUUGAAAGUGGGGUUCAACCAAGGAUGGACACUUUUGUGAUGCUUAUGAGGAAGUUUGGGAGAUGGGGAUUCCUCAGACCAAUGUUUCUUGUGUGGGAUAGGAUGGAUAAACUUGGGUGUAGUCCUGAUGGGUCUGCUUACAAUGCUUUAAUUGAUGCUCUGGUGGAGAAAGGUAUGUUAGACAUGGCUAGGCAUUAUGAGGAAGAGAUGCUAGCAAGGGGGCUUUCAGCUAAGCCAAGGAAGGAGUUGGGAACGAAACUCGUGACCAGUGAUGAUGGGUAGUUGCAAUAUGAUUUCUACACCAGCAAUCCCAAUAUGAUUUCUUCAGCAUCUAAAUUACUGACAUGAGUAUCUGGAAUACACAGUUUUCCACCUGCAUCUUUCUAUCGAAAUGCAAAUGGAAGCUAAGGAAUACCACCUGAGGAAUCAGUAUUAGCAGCUUCAGCUACCAAAAUGUGUAGUUCUCACCUAAGGAACUAGUGAUAACUUUAAACCAUUGCGUGUCCGUUCUAAAGAGAUGGGCAAGAUAUCAUGUCUUUGUGGUGUUAUCCCCUGAGAUUAUCUUUGGUUGCAAACUGAAUUCUAGUAAAUAAAGAUACAUAUGAUCGGUACAUGUUCUUCAACAUGCUGGACGAGCUGGAAGAACUCAUCUUGUGAAAUGCCAUCGGUUAUAUCUUCCAUGGUUUACCGAGUUCCAGAAGUUCAGUGUUCAUCUCAUGCCGGAAGUGUUAUUUAUUCGAACUGUUUAAUUUUCUUGAUUCUCCUUCCUGCAAGUCUAAUUUCUUCUUCAGUCCUUUUCUUCUCUUUUCAGCCUUUCAGGCAUACAAUUAGAGUUCCUAAAAGAAAUAAUAAAAAUUCAUGUCAUUACCAACUG